Molecule: messenger RNA, 865 nt
Organism: Musca domestica (house fly)
Lineage: Eukaryota; Metazoa; Arthropoda; Insecta; Diptera; Muscidae
Exons: 2
Coding region: 106-828 (240 amino acids)
Source: RefSeq, a predicted model, not a curated record
ACAACAUUGACAUGCAAAACAGCUGUGCAGAUAAACGUUUACCUACAAAAAGGAAAAAUUAAAAGUUAAAGUGAGAAGUGAUUCUAAAAAAAACGAAUAAAUAAAAUGGAAAUGGAAUAUGAAGUGCCGCAGAAGAAAUCUCGGGGAAAGCCAAAGGUUGCAAAGGAGUGGGCAGAGGAAGAUAUUUUUAAACUCAUUGCUCUAGUGGAGGAACAAAGUUGUCUGUGGAAUGCGGGAUGUGAUGGAUACCACAACAAAAUACUCCGCGACAACGCAUGGCGGCACAUUUCCGAACAAUUUGAUGAUAAAUAUACCCCUGCAGAUCUCACCGCAAAGUGGACAAACUUGAGGAUACAGUAUCGAGGAUAUGCGGCCAGGUCCAAAACAAAGUCGGGACAAGGCGCAAUUGAACCACCUAAAUGGAGAUUUUUUAAUGUCAUGAAGUUUGUAGGACGAAAUGAAGAGGCUCAGACGCAAGACACAAUUUCAAACAUAUUAAUAGAAAUAGAUUCAGAAAGUAAUUCUUUUGAUGUUUGUGCAUCGCCAUCUUUGCCAACGCCACCACCAACAUCAACACCACGGCGGUUACAGGCUCCAACUGUACAAUCUGCAACAACACAAAUUGCGGAGACUAUGCGGGAGGCAGUUGCUGCAAUGAAAGAACGCAACCAAAACAGCUUGGAUCCCAACACGUCAUUCGCAAACUAUCUCCUAAGUGAGCUGAAGACACUCAGUGACAGUGGAUCUGCUUCAGUUAGAAAUAAAGUUACAUUGUUUUUUUUACAAUGUUUGGAAGAGGAGAGAAGCAAUCAUUUAUUUGAGUGUUAAAACAUCCCUAUUUUCUUUUUAUUAUAUGACUGACUUA